UUUCAGUCUCCAACCACAAGUCCUGAAGAUGGGUAUGAUAUAGCCAUUAAUGUACCGCAAAUAUUUAACGUAUAUACAAUGUUAUAUCAAGAUUUACAAGAGAGUUUGCACCACAGUAAUGUACAUUCAUAAAUAUGCUCUCUAUCAUUUACCUUCAGGAUUUGGCCUCACUUCCUGCUAUCACCUCCUCCUUCGGGAGUACCACUAUGUCAAUGUGAAACUGAGCUGGGCCGACGCUCAGCAAUACUGCAGAGACAAAUACACCGACCUGGCGACUAUUGUAAGCACCGAUGACAUCAGGAGGUUAAACAGACCUAACACAGACAGCUCACCAGCGUGGAUUGGCCUGAGUGAUCACCCCAAAUCCUGGAAGGGAGUUAUGGGCAAUGAUCCCAACUCCUGGAGAUGGUCAGUGACUGGUAAUACAAGCACAACUGGUUACCACAACUGGGGUAGUACCCUGAUAAAUAAUGCAGGUGGAAACCAGGACUGUGCGCUGGUGGAAAAGACUGGACAAUGGAAUGACUUCAGCUGUCUCACAGAAAGAAGAUUUGUUUGUUACACUGCUACAAAUCCUGCAGGCCAGAAAACGUACACUCUAAUUGACAACAACCUGAACUGGGAGGAUGCUCGGUCUUACUGCAGAACACACUACACAGACCUGGCUAUGAUCGAGAAUGCUCAGGAACAAGCAGACUUGGAGUCAGCAGUAAUGUCAAUAGGUAUAGUGUGGAUUGGCUUGUACCGAGUACCAUGGACAUGGUCUGACAAGAGCAGCAGCUCCUUCAGAAACUGGAAAAGUUCAAAGCCAGAUAACUAUGGAGGUUCAGAGCAUUGUGCAUUUGAGGACUCAAACCAUCUUUGGGAAGACACUAGCUGUGGUGCCGAACUUCCAUUUUUCUGCCAUGUUCUAACAAUAAAACUGACCAUUGUGCGGAUGAAGAUUCAGACUGAUGGUGACCUUUCAGAUCCAGCUACUAACGCCCAGAUCCUACAACAGCUACUCGCAGUGCUAAAGAGCAAGACUUUACAGACUGACAUCAACCUAAGGAUUCAACCCAUAAAACAAGAUGAAGACAGUGAGGCCAAUGGAUAAGAUGCCCCUGUUAACUGAUGUUUCUUCUACUAGCUGCAUAAGCAGAAUAUAUCAUGUAUCUCAAUGUCUUUUCUAACCAAAGCCAAUAGAUCAGCUGUAAAAAAGCUGUAAAAUAAAACAUGUUACUUGCUCUCAUACUGACUUUAUCUGAUUACAAGUUAAAUAUUCAGAACACCUCAUUAUGUAGUAUUGCUUAUUCUUUGGUGUCAAAGUUAUCAUGUCAAGUAGCAAUCAUGUCUGUUUAUUUUGGGUACUUUUUUUGUGUUCUAAAUAUGUAAUUUUGUCUUUGACAGGUAUGACAAAAUAAUAUCCUUAAAUUGUAAUCAAUUGCUGUCUGUUAAUGUCUACUUAAUAAAGUCAAUAUGCUGCAUACAACUGAUUAAUCAUCUCCUCUUAUUCUAUGUAACACAUGCAUUUACCUUUCUCCAUGUAUUAUUCUUCAGGCUUCUAGAAUGUAUUAUCUUCUCUUUACUGUUAAAUUAUAAACCCCACAGGCACAGUACAAAAGAU
Acanthopagrus latus (yellowfin seabream) is the source of this 1606-nucleotide messenger RNA. RefSeq names its product putative C-type lectin domain family 20 member A. Bases 50 to 1096 code for a protein of 348 amino acids. NCBI's taxonomy places the organism in Eukaryota, Metazoa, Chordata, Actinopteri, Spariformes, Sparidae. The record is from RefSeq and is a predicted model, not a curated record. The transcript has 4 exons.